AUGGCGGAGUACGUAGCAGUCGGUGACAAGUUCACGUCGCCAGGUUUUAGUCCAACAAACUAUGUAAAGAACUUAGUCGAGAGCUCGGUCAGGAUCGAUGCAAUACUGAAUGAGAGACAACAGAUUGCUAACCUUGCUGACGAAACGAACAACUUGUUGAAGAAAAAUGUCUACAAGAACUACAUGCAGUUCAUUGAGACUGCGAAGGAAAUCUCUUACCUGGAGAGUGAAAUGUACCAGCUUAGUCACAUGCUUACGGAGCAGCAGAAUGUCAUGCAGUCUCUGCAAGAAAUCUCCAUCACAGACAGCAAAGGCUCCACAAAUAACGUGUCUGCGCCACAGAAGACAGAGGAAGACCCGCGACGCAGUCUCUCCACUCUGUUGGAAAAGGUCGAAGGUUGCACUCGCCUGCUUGACGCAAAAGACAGGCACAUUGUGCGCACUGGCGAAAUGACGGAGGUAAGAGAAGAUGGCGCGGAGUGCAAAAUUUACAUUGUUCUGCUGUCCGACGGGCUGCUGCUCGCCGACUGGCUGCCUCACAGGAGGGGCACUGUCCAGUAUCGGUUCCAAAUGCUUUAUGAGCUAGACAAUCUGGCAGUAGUCAAUGUGAAAGAGGACCAGAGAUCUAAGAACUGCUUCAAGAUACUGACAUUUCCACACGCACGACAAUUCCAGUGCGAAACUGCCGCCGAAAAGAGAGUGUGGAUGGAAGCAAUAGAGCAGACAAAACAAGCCAAGAUGGCUGCUGUUUCUCUCAAAAGGGAAUCAGCCUUGCUUGACCCAAAGGGCAGCCUUCUCAGCAUCGACAACAACCCCUUUGACGAAGAGGAAGCUGAGGAGUUGUACGAGUGCGAAAGCGGAGCAGUCCUUCCCGAAUGGUUGUCCGAACUUCCGGAGGACCUUGACGUGUGUGUGGCUGAGAGAGAUUUCGAAGGUGCUGUCAGCCUGGUUCUGAAGACUGAGGAACACUUCGCACUGUACCCGAACGCCAAGCCUCUAGAAGAGAUGAAGUGACGAAUCGACUACCGUGUCAAGCACCUGGUUGAUGUCUUGACCAAUGAGCUGCACGUCUCGCCGGGCCGUUCUCUCCAAGGUGGGCCACGAGCAGCACGCCGAGCCGUCAGCUUGCUCAUAAAGCUGGGCAAAUCCUCGCAGGCUUGCGACCUGUUCCUGAAGCACCGCAGCGCCAUAUUGAAAUACUCUAUGCGGCAGCAGAAGAUGGAAGGUGCCACUGCGCCAUACAUCAAGAAAUUGUGUGAGCUGUUCUUCAGCAGCAUGGUUGAGACCGGACAAGAGUUCACUCAGGCGUUCAGCACCAACAACAGCUGUGCUUCUUCUUUCGUCGUGUGGGCUAAGGACCAACUUCAAAACUUUGUCAAGCUCUUCUCAAACCACGUGUUCACCACCCAAGUCUCCCUCUCAGUGGCGACCGAGUGCAUCCUGGCUGUCCGCACGCACUGCGAACGGCUGUGGGAGAUAGGUCUGGACCUGUCGUUUUUCCUGGAGAAGCUCCUCAAGAACGACGUCGAGCGAAUCAUAACGGACUCUAGGGACAAGGCGCUGGAGGCCAUCAAACUGAGAGCGGCAGAAGAUCGAUGGCGACCGCAGAACCUAUAUAACAAGGCGGGAUUACAAAAGCUGAUUGAUGACAUGAACAAUCUUGGAAUCUCCGAUAUUUCUCCGUAUGUAUAUGAUGAAUGCUGGGUGUCCCUCUCGUCCAACACAGUGUCCUUCAGCAAGACCUUUUUGAAUCUUCUCGACGACCUCCUCAAGCUGCACACGCAAGUCACGCGAGUUCUCAUUCUGGAAUCUCUGGCGACCACCUUCCGAGCGCACCUGCGUCACUUGGAUGCCUCUUUGGCAAACAAGAGCUUCAAGUCGGAUGUGCCAUUAAUUCAAAAGAACGCAAGUUUCUUGCUGGAAACAUUGCUGGAAGUCGCCGAGAAGAGGUGCGACGCCAAGCUGCCACACCUGUCUUCCUUCUGGAAUGAACUUCGUCAAGAGUUUGCCUCGUGCGUGCCACCAAAGACCAACAACAAGGGUGUCACGAAGUAUCCGGCCGUUGCAUUUCUUUGAUGCCGCGAACUACCAGUGGGACUAUUCUUCAGACCAAGAGUUGCUUGCCAUUAUUUAUUUGCUUAGGAAAAUAAAAAGUCAUUUAUAACAAGUC
Messenger RNA from Rhipicephalus microplus (southern cattle tick), 2170 nucleotides. RefSeq names its product exocyst complex component Exo84 (gene Exo84). Gene Ontology annotation, cellular component: exocyst. Gene Ontology annotation, biological process: Golgi to plasma membrane transport; exocytosis; intracellular protein localization. NCBI's taxonomy places the organism in Eukaryota, Metazoa, Arthropoda, Arachnida, Ixodida, Ixodidae. The record is from RefSeq and is a predicted model, not a curated record.